CACUUAUCGAUAUUCAGGUACAUCCAUAACUUUCCCGCACUUGUAGCAUGUAUUUUGUAUUCUUGUAAUACUGAAACCCAUUUUGCGAAACAUCAUCACCUAUCCAAUACGGACUUUUUUAUUUUAUUUUUUGCUUUUACAAAAUAAAAAAAAGAUCACUUCAAGUUUCAACUUCAACGAACGUAUUGAUUUUCGCGGCGGUGUAGAAUUGCAUUCUUAGCUCGACGUACAACGAAAAAAACAACUUGCUUUCAUCCCGAACGAUUGGCCAACGCAUCUCUUCUAGGUAUUAUUUGUUCCUUGAUAAGAACUAGGUAACGCCAGCAAAGACGAACGGACCCCUGCAGAUUUCGAGUGGAGGGGACGCAACUUCAUAACUUCUACCGCUACUGGGCAAACACGGUUGGCUGGAAAAAGGGCGAAUUAUGAUUACGAUGUUUUGCUAGUAUAAUAAACUGAUGGCGCCGACAUCAUCGUAUUAUUCUUGCAAACCACGUUAAAACUGUAUAGCACAAAAUGGCAGGACCCGGCUUAGACUCCGAGACUCAAUGGCCCCCGCGGUCCCCACACGAUGUUCUUCUUAGCACACCAAAGGGACGCGAAAAGCUUCGUCGCAUGGCCGAGAGAUCACCACCCUCACCAACUUCGGGCAAGACGAACCGACGGGCACCCGCGCUGACUGCUCGGUCAGGAAACUCUUUCCGCAACGGUACACAAGAUCUCGGAAUAGAUCUGGAGGGAAAUGAAGACGACGAAGAUGAGGAGGACGAGGAGAUGCUACAAUUGAAACUACAAGCGAUUCAGGCGAAACUCAAGUUGAAGAAAUUACAAAGCGCUAAGGCGAAGAAGGCCCUGGGAGAAAGCACAACAACGCGGCCUGAAUCCGCAGCUAUACCAGAUGUUCCCAUUGCUAGUAGAGCCCGCUCCCGAGCGGAUUCCUUGCGCUCUGUCACAAACACACGGCCACAGUCGCAAAUGGAAAUACAAGUUCCUGCGUCUCCGGUUAGGAGAGCACAAACGGCGCAAAACGAUAACUCCCCUAGCAGGGUACGUCUUGGCAUCGACAAGGGGAUCAAGGCGAAGGAUAUAUCGCUGAAAAGAGCCCCAAGCUUUAAGAGGACUACUGAGAACCAGAGUGGAACGCAGGGGGUUUAUUUUCGAAGAACGAAUACACCUGCUCCCGGCGGUGCCGAGUCAUCCACGAGACAGGAGCGGCCAAUGACUUUCAGCGAGAGACUAGCUGCGGCUAGGUCAGAAGAGUCAAGCCGACAAGAGAGGCGAGAGAGGAUACAACAGUCAAGGACUAGCGCCUUUGAACUGGGCAGGCAAGAGAUGGAACAGUUAAAAAGCAAUGCGAGGGAGAUACCCGACAUUCCAUUACAGCCCGAACAGUUUAGUCGUGAGGAAGUCCUAGCCGGUGGUCGAAUUAGACGUAGUAAUACAGUGUCGAGCCUGAGACGACCGACGCUAGAUGAGAAUCGCCCUGGGACCAGCUCAGGGGCGGCAGCGGAAUUUCAAGCAUACCCUGAAGAAGUACCGGAAGAGGAUGCCUCUGGAUUUGAGCCAUACUCAAGCGUCCACCUAUCGAAGCGGGUAAUACCACAUACCACUCUUACGCGGAAUCUAUCGGGCAAGAAGACGUACGGCAUAAAAGACAUAUUAAAACACGUGAAGGCGCCAGACUUUCAGCUUCCGGAGAUCGAACAGGACAUAGUAGUCUUCGGUAUCCUAGCUUCCAAGUCCGACCCCCGUUCGCAUAAAACGCCAAACAAUAACUUGAAAGAAAAAGUAGAAUCUGACCCGGCGAGGGGGAAGUACAUGGUUCUACAACUUGUGGAUCUACAAUGGGAACUUGAGCUCUUCCUCUUUAAUUCUGGCUUUGAUCGAUAUUGGAAAUUGGUUCCGGGUACCCUUCUCGCCAUCUUGAACCCAAACAUCAUGCCGCCGCCGCCAGGCCGCACCGACACAGGGCGCUUCAGUCUGGUAAUCAACAGUGGUGAAGAUACGAUUUUGGAGAUAGGCAUAGCACGAGAUCUUGGGUUCUGCAAGAGUAUUAAGAAGGAUGGGGAAUAUUGUAAUAGUUGGGUUAACCGAAAGCGCACCGAAUUCUGCGACUUUCACAUGAACAUGGGCUUAGCCAAGUACAGACAAGCCCGACAAGAUGUGAACGCAUUCAACACUGGACUGGGCCCCCAAAAAGAUGAUGGAGAUGGUAGAAGAUAUCGAAAAUCGUACCGCCUCCAGGACUGGGAGCAGCACUCCAACGACCCCAGGCAAAGGACGAGGGGUAAUUUCGACAGAAGCACCCAAAGCCAGUGGUUUAUCUCUAAGCCGAGCGCUGCCAGUAUGCUCGAUAACGAGAUAUUAGGCGGGCAAGUCGCCGAUCGUGCGGAGCGCAGCGAAGCCUUGAGAAGACGCCUCGCUACCCAGGAAAAAGAGCGGGACAUCAUGAAGAAGCUAGGCAAGGUAGGGUCCGGCGCCGGUAAAGAGUACAUGCAAAGAGGCGGCGGCACCCAACGCUCUGUUUCAGGUUCAGGCAUAUUAUUCGCAACCUCGUCGACACAAGGUAUGGGAGACGAGCCCAGGCAGGACCUCGACGCCAGGUCUCUCGGCCUAGUCCGGGAGAAGGGACAAGAACCCAAGAUGCACCUAAGCCCCGUAAAGCGCAAGCGCAGCGAGGGCGUACGACCGUCCUCCAGCUCCGCGGCGCUCGCCGCCAGCAGCAAGUCCGGACUCGGCUGGGGCGGUGGCCUGAAGGAGAAACUUACCCGGAUGAGGGAGGGCGAGAAGCUACGGCCCGCGCUAAACCUCAACUCGAGCAACGAGGGCAUCGGGAAUGCAGGCGACGACGUUAGUAGCGUCAGCGCCGGUCCCAGCAGCUCUGCCUCUGCCUCCGCCUCCGCCUCCCGGUCUCCGGCUCGGAAGAAGACGCGCUUCGUCACCGAAAAGGGUAUUCGCGAGGCGGGCCGCGAGAGCCUCGGCGCGGAACUUGCGCCGGGAUCUUCUGCUGCUGCUGCGGCCGCCGCCGCUGCAGGCGUGUUUAACACGCGCGCUGCUACGCCCGCGUAUAGGUCUAGGGAUUUUGCUACUAGUAGUAGGAGUAGUAGAGCGCGGCCCGGGAAGAUGGUCAUCCUAGAUGACGACGACGAUGAUGACGAGCUGGAAAUUCUGCGGUAGCGAGAGGAGAAGAAGGGGACGUGGGGCACUAGGUACUACAUAGUAUGGGAAAGCGAGGACAGGAUAUUUGCAUACCCAUACCCACGAGAGAUGAGAGAAAAAUCGGCAAGGCAUAAAUUAUUUCGUCAUUACCUUAGGUACCUUAGAUACCUACCUACCUACGUAGUUCAUUUUCCUCUGCAUCGGGCGUGAUAACAUCGGGGCAAACAAACCAAAAAAGCAAGCAGAAUCGGCAUAUCUCUAGAGACCUAACGAAGACGGCGCGUUUACGGAUGGGAGUACCUAAGUGGACACAUGGGGUAAAACCGGACACGGGAUGCAUUUAUAUUUGGGUUGAAUCGAACCGAAUCGAAUUGGAUGACGAUUGUUAUUAUUAUUAUUAUUAUUGUAGCGAAGGGCGAAUUGGGUGUGGUGGUUUGGUUAUUUGGUUAUUGGACGAAGCUUGUUUAUAUUUGGAUUGGACUCUUCUCUACUACCAAAGCAUGAGACUUGGUUCGGGUU
Messenger RNA from Daldinia caldariorum, 3678 nucleotides. RefSeq lists its product as uncharacterized. Gene Ontology annotation, molecular function: single-stranded DNA binding; DNA replication origin binding. Lineage: Eukaryota; Fungi; Ascomycota; Sordariomycetes; Xylariales; Hypoxylaceae. Gene Ontology annotation, biological process: DNA replication initiation; DNA replication. The transcript has a single exon. The coding region runs from base 517 to 3177 and encodes 886 amino acids. The record is from RefSeq and is a predicted model, not a curated record. Gene Ontology annotation, cellular component: nucleus; replication fork protection complex.